Penicillium antarcticum is the source of this 1239-nucleotide messenger RNA. RefSeq lists its product as uncharacterized. Lineage: Eukaryota; Fungi; Ascomycota; Eurotiomycetes; Eurotiales; Aspergillaceae. The transcript is spliced from 4 exons. The record is from RefSeq and is a predicted model, not a curated record. Bases 1 to 1239 code for a protein of 412 amino acids.
AUGAAUAUGUUUCAGAUUCGCGAUGCGAUAUUUCAGCGGGAUAACGAUGGCGUAUUCAUGUCCUCUCGCGGAGUUCAAGGCUUGACAGUGAGCGUUGUCUUCACAGCCUUAGCAACAUGUUUCGUCGCCGCAAGGAUGUAUACCCGCAUCAAGCUCAUGAGAAAGGUUGAAGCAAAUGACUGGAUGGUCAUCAUUGCCUUGGUCAACUCAUAUGUCUUCAUGGGACUGGAUAUAGUCGAAGCUCUCAGUGGAAUGGGUACACACAUCAAGGAUAUUCCACCAAACAUCCUCGAAAGACAGUUGAAGGCCUUCUGGCUCACAAUCCCAUUCUACAACGCCGCCGUUCUCUGUGCCAAAGCCUCAAUCCUGAUGCAAUACUUCCGCGUCUUCCCAACACAGCGCAUGCGCGUCGUCUGCUGGGUCAUGAUCACCAUCCUUGGUAUCUAUGGUACAUGGGCGGUAAUCAGUGCAUUCCUGAACUGUAUCCCCGUCGCCAAAUUCUGGGAUGAUUCAAUCCAAGGAUAUUGUUUGAGCAGGCCUGGUCUGUGGUUCUCGAACGCUAGUAUGCAUAUCGCAACCGAUCUCGCUAUCUUGAUCAUCCCCAUUCCGGCAUUGAUGGCAGUUGAUUUGCCUCGGAAGCAGAAGUUUGCGCUGAUGCUUAUGUUUGGUUUGGGUGGCUUGUGGGUUACUCUUACACCAAAUCAGCUCAGCCAUGAGAAUAUACCGCUGACCUUGUCCUCCAGUGUUUGCAUAACCAGUAUCGUCCGUCUAACCAGCCUCAAAAAGAUCGCAGACUCAACUGAUCCAACCUACGAUAACGUGGCCGCCGCCGCCUGGUCCGCAGUAGAAUGCAACACAGGAAUAAUUUGCGCCUGCCUCCCAACCCUGAAACCUCUUCUGGCACGCCUUUUCCCAGGAAUGAUGACAACUUUCAGCGCAAGCCGCCCAAGCUACGGCGACACAACACAACGUAACUCAACCUGGAACGGAGACGGCUCGACUCUUGGUGCGCCUGGUGAAGAUCCCGAGUAUGGUGCUGGUGACCCGGAACGUGUACUGGAGCUUGUUCCCGGUAACGGCAGUAACGGUUUUAGGAAUGAACAUGGCCAUGGGCAUGGCAUGAGUUGGUCUCAGGAGGAGAAGAAGGGGUUGACGCAGAUUUCUUCGAUUGCUGAUGCGAAUGGAUCCGGGCCUCAUGCUUCGCCUUCGUCUGAUUCGGUUGAUUCGAUGAGGCGUUGA